UUCCGACUAUGUUCUUGUCCUCUCUCCAGAGGGUUGCUCUGCCUCUCAAAACCCUCCACCACUUCCACCACCGAAUUAUUAAAUUCCCGGAAUGACCCUGAGUUCGUUGACAUUCCCACCUAACUCCCUGCGUCUCUCUCCUACAUCCAAAUUCACCAUCUUUUCUUCACCAAAUUAUGCUUUCACUCAACACCCAUGUCCACUUCCAAUAACCAGACCCGUUUCCAUGUGCGUUCCAACCCAACACAGAAACAAUCCGGGCCCGAAAAAGACCCAUAAAAAGAACUCUUCAUCUUCUGAAGCGGAGGAGCUGGUUCGUUCAGUCUUGAGAAAUUUCAGAGAGAAAAAACCAUUGGUGACUACGCUCGAUAAGUAUGCCAAGUUUUUGAGAACUGAACAUUGUUUCAUGCUCUUUGAAGAGCUUGGGAAGGAUGAUAAAUGGCUGCAAUGCCUUGAGGUGUUCAGAUGGAUGCAAAAACAACGAUGGUACAUAGCAGAUAAUGGGGUAUAUUCUAAGUUGAUAUCAGUUAUGGGAAAAAAGGGCCAAACUCGGAUGGCCAUGUGGCUUUUUUCUGAGAUGCGUAAUAGUGGUUGUAGGCCUGAUACGUCGGUCUACAAUGCACUGAUCUCUGCCCACCUUCACUCCCGGGAUAAAUCCAAGGCAUUGUCCAAGGCUCUGGGGUACUUUGACAAGAUGAAGGGUAUGGAACGUUGUAAACCCAGUAUUGUAACAUAUAACAUUCUUUUGCGAGCUUUUGCUCAGGCAAAAAAUGUUGAUCAGGUUAAUAUAUUGUUUAAAGAUCUAAAUGAUAGCAUUGUGACACCAGAUAUCUUCACAUUUAACGGUGUGAUGGACGCCUAUGGAAAAAAUGGGAUGAUCAGGGAAAUGGAGUCUGUGCUUUCUAUGAUGAAGAGCAAUCAGUUGAAGCCAGACAUCAUCACAUUUAAUUUAUUGAUUGAUUCCUAUGGGAGGAAGCAGGAAUUUGAAAAGAUGGAACAAGUUUUCAAGAGCCUGCUGCGUUCUAAGCACAAACCAACACUUCCUACAUUCAAUUCUAUGAUCACAAACUAUGGAAAAGCACGUCUCAGGGAGAAAGCGGAGUUAGCUUUCCAGAAAAUGACUGAUAUGGGAUACAAACCAAACUUUAUCACAUAUGAGUGUCUUAUUAUGAUGUAUGGAUACUGUGACUAUGUUUCACGGGCAAGAGAGAUAUUUCAGCAGGUGGUUGAAUCUGAGGAGAAAAAGGUCUCGACUCUGAAUGCGAUGCUUGAUGUCUAUUGCAUGAAUGGCUUGCCUAUGGAAGCCGACAUGCUUUUUGAAAGUGCACAUACUUCAAGACUGUUUCCCAUUGAUUCCUCCACUUACAAACUUCUUUACAAAGCCUACACUAAAGCUGACAUGAAGGAGCUACUACAGAAAUUGUUGACGUGUAUGGACAGAGAUGGCAUUAUCCCAAACAAAAGGUUUUUCCUUGAUGCUUUGGGAGCCAUUGGGUCUUCACGUGCAAACCAAAAGUCAACCAGAAAGACAGAUGGUUCAAAUAGACAGACAGACAGUGCAAAGACAUAGGUGGAUGUCUGGAUGAAUCUCAUAUGUAUUCGGUGCAUUCUUUUUAUCUAUCUGUGCCUAUGCCGAGGACUGAGGAGCUUGCCAUGUGAAAGCCACUCUUGGUCAAUCCAAUGCUAUCAUACAGACUACUUGCUCAAUUUCGUUCCCAAUCCUUAUGGUAUGUAUAUAAUUUCUAGCCUUUUUCCAAGUGAUCUAUCAUCACUAAUGCCACAGUACUUAACGUGCAUUUGUGGAGGGUGGAAUGAAAGAAUUUUUUUUUUAACUUCAACUUAAAUUUCAAUUAUCCCUUCUACUUUCCUUUCAAAAUAAAGAACAAAAUCUCCUUUUCUUCUCUUUGUUAUUAGAGAUUUGAAAGUAACCUUUCUAUUGGUUCCAAGAAUUCCGUCACACUCUCAAGUUUCUUCACCUAGGAUUUUUUUAUUUUUAUUUGUUAUUAUUUUUUUUUUGUGUCACUGGUAAUGACGAUAUAGUGUAUGUAUAGGUCACAAACUCGAGUCAAAGAUAAUAUGAUAUUAUAAUUCAGAAUUGUCA
Olea europaea var. sylvestris is the source of this 2101-nucleotide messenger RNA. Its product is annotated as pentatricopeptide repeat-containing protein At4g39620, chloroplastic-like. The transcript is spliced from 2 exons. The coding region runs from base 92 to 1570 and encodes 492 amino acids. NCBI's taxonomy places the organism in Eukaryota, Viridiplantae, Streptophyta, Magnoliopsida, Lamiales, Oleaceae. Gene Ontology annotation, molecular function: protein binding; mRNA binding. The record is from RefSeq and is a predicted model, not a curated record.